Telopea speciosissima is the source of this 1276-nucleotide messenger RNA. RefSeq names its product rust resistance kinase Lr10-like. Gene Ontology annotation, biological process: protein phosphorylation. The record is from RefSeq and is a predicted model, not a curated record. Bases 226 to 1194 code for a protein of 322 amino acids. Gene Ontology annotation, molecular function: protein kinase activity; ATP binding. NCBI's taxonomy places the organism in Eukaryota, Viridiplantae, Streptophyta, Magnoliopsida, Proteales, Proteaceae. The transcript has a single exon.
AGAAAGUCUGUGUGUUCAGUGGAAUUUAGCAUUGUUUGUGUAUGUGCAGGAGUAAGCAUAUUCUUGUUAGUUCUCCUAGCAGCAACACUUGUCUCCAUUAAGUUACACAAGUCACGAAAAUUGGCGAACGUGAGAGCAAGAGAAGAUCAACUCAAGAUAGAGAAAUUCUUGGAGAAUUACAAUUCUCUCAAGCCCACCAGAUACUCUUAUUCUGAGGUUAAGAAGAUGACUAAACAAUUUAAAUGUAAAUUAGGACAAGGAGGCUAUGGCAGUGUGUUCAAAGGGGAGCUCUCAAAUGGAAUUCUUGUUGCUGUAAAGAUCCUCAAAGAACCAGCAGCCAGUGAUGGAGAUGAUUUUAUCAACGAAGUGGGCACCAUCGGUAGGAUUCACCAUGUCAAUGUGGUUCGUCUUCUUGGGUACUGUGCAGACGGAUACAAGAGAGCCUUGAUCUAUGAAUUUAUGCCCAAUGAAUCACUGGCAAAAUUCAUAUUCUCAUCAGAAGAUGCUGCUAACAACCCUCUUCGACAUUGGGAGAAGCUUCAGGACAUUGCAAUAGGUAUAGCGAGAGGAAUUGAAUACCUUCAUCAAGGUUGUGACCAGCGUAUCCUUCAUUUUGAUAUCAAACCUCACAAUAUUCUACUAGACAAAAAAUUUAAUCCCAAAAUUUCUGAUUUUGGGCUGGCAAAGUUAUGUGCCAAAGGUCAAAGCAAUGUAUCAAUGACAGCUGCUAGGGGAACAAUGGGUUAUAUUGCCCCAGAAGUUUUCUCCUGGAACUUUGCCAAUGUUUCCUCUAAAUCAGAUGUUUACAGUUUUGGGAUGUUGUUGCUUGAAAUGGUGGGAGGAAGGAGAAAUAUAGAUGUCUCAGUGGAGCACUCCAGCCAAGUAUACUUUCCUGAAUGGAUUUAUAAUCGCCUACAUCAAGGGGAAGAGCUGGGUUUGAGGAUGGUUGCAGAUGAAGAUGCUAAAAUUGCAAGAAGAUUGACCAUUGUAGCAACUUGGUGCAUACAGUGGUACCCAUCAGGUCGCCCUUCAAUGAAAACUGUGAUUCGGAUGUUGGAAGGAGAAAUUGAUAACUUGGAAAUGCCACCUAAUCCUUUUGUUUCAACAGCUCCAGGAGAGGCAGAGGCAGAGGCUGAGGCAGCAAUCUUGGAGGGAUCACAAGGCCCAACACUAGCAGUCAUCACUGAAGAGUAGCAAAGAUAAUAGUAGUUAGAGUAUGGUAAACUUCAGAUUCAAGUAUAGCUUAAAAUGAUCAAUUAGGAAAAGCAUGCACAAA